Messenger RNA from Protomyces lactucae-debilis, 1581 nucleotides. Its product is annotated as mate-domain-containing protein. Gene Ontology annotation, cellular component: membrane. The record is from RefSeq and is a predicted model, not a curated record. Gene Ontology annotation, molecular function: antiporter activity; xenobiotic transmembrane transporter activity. Bases 1 to 1581 code for a protein of 526 amino acids. The transcript is spliced from 3 exons. Gene Ontology annotation, biological process: xenobiotic detoxification by transmembrane export across the plasma membrane. Lineage: Eukaryota; Fungi; Ascomycota; Taphrinomycetes; Taphrinales; Protomycetaceae.
AUGGACAGUAGUAGAAAGGCCGAUUCGCAGUCUAUCCCAAAACCACCACGGUCGUCCCGCGGUAGCGAUAUUUCCGCGCGCCACAAACCAGAAGACCACGCGCUUGCCGCUAGCUAUCGGCGGCCGUCCUUCGUAGCUUCCUCGGGGUAUGCUAGAUCAACGCUGCUCGCUACUAGUCCAGCGCCAAAAUCAUAUCUCCAAAGAGAAGAGGUGGAAGACCUGGAGCAGGAAGAGCGCGAAUUGCUUAGAGAGCAUCACCAACCACGUCGAACCCACGAGACCCGUGUCCUGAUCAAAUUCUCAGCGCCGCUCAUCCUCACGUUUCUACUACAGUCAUCUGAGCAAUUCUCGACCGUCUUCUCGCUCGGGCACCUCGGCACUAAAGAGCUCGGCGCGAGAUUUAGUGUCUUCCAAGGCAUCAUUACAGCUCUAGAUACCCUAUGCUCUCAAGCGUACGGAGCUGGUAAGCCGAAACUCAUUGGUGUACAUGUCCAGCGCUGCCUGCUGUUCCUUAUCGUGCUCCACAUACCAAUUAUUGCCAUCUGGCUCAACGUCGAGCCCAUGCUGCUCGUCCUGCGACAAGAUCCGCAAAUCUCAAAACUUGCCGGUCGCUACAUGCGAGUCUUUGCUUUCGGGAUGACCCCAUUCGCACUCUUUGAGACACUCAAGCGGUUUAUGCAGGCGCAGGGACUGAUGUCAGCAGCGACGUACGUGCUGUGCAUCACUGCACCCAUCAAUAUCAUUCUUAACUAUGUCCUUGUCUGGCACAAAACCUUGGGUUUUGGCUUCUUGGGCGCUCCGACAGCUGUUGUGCUUACAUACUGGCUACAAGCGAUACUCAUGCUGCUGUAUAUUCGCUUCAUCGAUGGCCGUCAAGCAUGGGCGGGCUUUUCAAAGGCUGCAUUGACAGGAUGGGGACCUAUGCUCCGUCUAGCCUUGCCAGGCACUAUCAUGAUUGUCUCUGAGUGGGCCAUUUUCGAGGCAACUUCCAUCAUCGCAGGCAGCCUUGGCCAACGACCCCUUGCGGCUCAAUCCAUCUUGACGACCACCGCAAGUUUAGUAUUUCAGACUCCGUUUGCAUUGAGUGUUGCAGUAUCGACACGCAGUGGCAACCUGAUUGGUGCAAACCUGCCUGGACCAGCCAGAAUAGCUUGCCGAACAGGUCUGCUAUUCGGUGCUGCCUUGGCACUCUUCUUUUCCGUGGGUUUGUUCUUGGCACGGCACUAUAUUGGUCUGCUUUUCACAAGUGACAAGCGUACCGUGGCGCUCGUUGCUGAAGUCUUGCCGCUCAUGUCUCUCUUUGUCAUCUUUGACACGAUGGGUGCAGUCGCUGGCGGUGUGCUUCGUGGCAUGGGUAAGCAGCGCAUUGGCGCCAUUGUCAACAUCCCAUCUUAUUACCUUGUUGGAUUACCUAUUGGUCUUGCCCUCGCAUUCAAGACUUCUUUGGGUCUCACAGGUAUAUGGAUUGGGUUAAGUGUUGCCUUGUUUCUCGUGUCAGCUGUCGAGAUGUAUGUCAUCCUACGGUGCGAUUGGGAGACACUGGUCGAAGAGGCACAAGAUGCGUUGGAGUCUACGCCUUGA